AUGUUGCGCCGUUCUUUCUUGCUUGGGCGUGGAGUGGCUCUGAGGUCAACCGCAAGGUUGUUUGGUGGUGGUGGUGGUGGCAUCCGCCUGCCGGACGAUGAUGGCAUCAGUGCAGAGUUGCGGGGCUUUGGCGAGUAUGGCGGGUCUAUUUCCGCGUUUGUUAAAGCAGGGGGUGAGGACCAAGGGAAACGUGUGGGCGGCUCCAAAGUGUUUCCUUGUGGUGAGGCAGAUCCCACUAUCCAGGCUGUGAAAGCGCAGCACAUGGCCGAGAUUGCCAAAACCGGGAAACUUCCGUCGCCACGGAAUGUUGUAUCGACAUCGGGAUCAUCGGCAACGCCGAAAGGUGGACAUGACGGCGUUGGCCAUGCGACUGCAGGGAUGGCCUCUUCAUCGUCACUCCCCCGUAGGGUCGCUUCGUUGCCACGGGAGGCGGCCGCGAACUACCCGGCAACCCUUGCUCGGAAUGAGACGACGAAUUCUGCACGCGAUCUUGGAGGUCCCGAGGGGCAAUCGCGUGCGAAGGAGGCCGAAGACUACUAUCGUGCCGUCCCCCGAAAUGCCCUUUCAAAGGAGGAGAUGUGGAGGCGCAUCACCACAGCCACAUCAGACAAAGCGGAGCGGGCUUCUUCGACCCUCCACGCAUCUGAGGAAGAUUAUUUGAAGAUGGAAGAAGAGCUGCAGGAGCACGACCUCUACCAUUUUCGUAUUGGCGAGUUGGCUUUCCCAGAGCAGAGAUUACGGCGCAAUUACUACGCUAUGUGGCUUCUGGCGAUGUACUUAAACAAGGCUCGUUGGACAAUGCUCGACGUACAUUCUCAGCGAGGUGUGAAAACGACGGGCGCCGGGAUGAAACUUUUGUUUUGGAAGGAGUCGGUUAGUCAAAUCAUGGAAAAGCGGAGUAUGCCUGCUGGUCAGUUCACUGACUCCCAUCCCGUGCUGCGCCCGUUCGCAGCUGUUGUGGAGCAAAACCCGCACAUGACAAAGGCAUUUGUACGCGGUUUCAGUGAAGCAAGGUUGCGCGUCAUCCAGCAGCCAGGAAAUGUCAAACAACUUUUUGACCACUUUGAUCGUUAUUAUGGCUAUUUCUUUAACUCGCUUCUGGAAGUUGCGCAAGUAAAGGACGAAAACGCAGGGCACUUAAUGCAGCAUAUUGGACGGGCCAUUGGUCUUACACAACACUGUGUGAUGUUCUGGAAGAAGUAUGCGCGUAUUGGUUUCACUAUGCUCCCUGCUGAUCUUUGUGCGGACAAUCAUGUGAACCUCGCUCUUCUGCGAAACAUAUCGCUGGCGGCAAGGGAUCGUGCUGUCCGGAGACUUCUGUACGAUGUUAUGUGCAUUGUUAAGACGGAGAUGCUGCAUGCUCAGCAACUAGCGCCACACUGCAGUCCCGCGGCGUGGCCCAUCGUUAUGGAGUGCACGUACGCUAACUAUUAUUUGGGCUUCUUGCAGCGCCGUGAUUUCAAUGUUAGCGCUAUGUUUGCCGACAAUAACGUCGAAAACGCGGGGUUUGCAUGGUACCGAGUUAAAAAGCGCUGGGAGUGGGAAAAGCAUCAAAGCAUCGAACGCCUUGUGGCUGAAAGCGCGCCGCUGCCUUUCAUAGGAACGUCGUGGGGCCAUCGCGGUUCUGACUACAAGAUAGCUUCUGGAUUCGGGCGGAAGUGA
Messenger RNA from Trypanosoma brucei brucei TREU927, 1662 nucleotides. RefSeq lists its product as hypothetical. The coding region runs from base 1 to 1662 and encodes 553 amino acids. Lineage: Eukaryota; Euglenozoa; Kinetoplastea; Trypanosomatida; Trypanosomatidae. The record is from RefSeq and is a predicted model, not a curated record. The transcript has a single exon.